Chelonoidis abingdonii (Abingdon island giant tortoise) is the source of this 525-nucleotide messenger RNA. NCBI's taxonomy places the organism in Eukaryota, Metazoa, Chordata, Testudines, Testudinidae. The record is from RefSeq and is a predicted model, not a curated record.
AUCUUGAAGCAAAUGGUACGUGAACAAUACACCACCACAACACAAGGCACCAGCCUAGAGAGGCCGGAGAACCAAUAUGUCUACAACAUUGGUAUUUAUGGCUGGAGAAAGCGUUGCCUCUACCUGUUUGUCCUCCUCCUGCUUAUCGUCCUAGUUGUGAAUUUUGCUUUGACAAUUUGGAUUCUUAAAGUGAUGUGGUUUUCUCCAACUGGGAUGGGACAUUUACAUGUUACAAAAGAAGGACUGCGACUGGAAGGAGAGUCAGAAUUCUUAUUCCCUUUGUAUGCCAAAGAAAUUCACUCUAGAGUGGACUCAUCACUACUUCUGCAGUCUACUCAUAAUGUGACUGUGAAUGCACGCAAUUCAGAUGGUGAAGUCACAGGCAGAUUAAAUGUGGGUCCUAAAAUGGUAGAAGUCCAUGGUCAGCAAUUUCAGAUCAACUCCAUAGAUGGCAAGCCACUUUUUACAGUGGAUGAAAAUGAAGUUGUAGUUGGUACAGAUAAACUUCGAAUCACAGGUUCGUAA